CUCAUUUAUUCAUAGGGGAAAGUCCGGUGUUCCUGAUCAGAUGAAAAAGAAAAACUCCAGCAGUGAUAAGCUGCAGGGGAAGAAGAUGAGUGCGGAAGCAGCAGAUCGAGAGGCGGCAACCUCUAGCCGGCCGUGUACCCCGCCCCAGACGUCAUGGUUUGAGUUUUUGCUUGAUGAUUCUCUUCUGGAAAAACACCUCCAGAAGUCUGAUUCAGACCCUCCGCCUGUUCAGCUGAUUGUCCAGUUCCUUGAGCAGGCGUCCAAACCCAGUUUGAAUGAACAGAACCAGGUCCAGCCCCCAACUGACAACAAAAGAAACCGUACUCUCAAGUUACUGGCGUUAAAGGUGGCCGCUUAUUUAAAAUGGAAUCUUGAUGUACUGGAGAAAAGCUUGUCAGUUCCUGUUCUCAACAUGCUACUGAAUGAGCUGCUGUGUGUAAGCAAAGUACCUCCAGGAACAAAGCAUGUGGACCUAGACCUGUCGACCCUGCCUCCAACCACCGUCAUGGCUGUCACAUUGUACAACAGAUGGGCCAUCAGAACUAUUGUGCAAAGCGGCUUUCCUGUGAAACCUGUUAAACAGGGUCCACUACAGCCUAAUGUAAUGAGUCAAAUUCAGCAGGAAAAAGAGCUCACUGAAAAUAUUCUGAAAGUGCUUAAGGAGCAGGCAGAAGAUUCAAUAACUGUGCUUGAAAGAGCCUUGCAACUAAAGAGGGACUUCUAUGUCCAUACCAUGAGGACCUUGGACCUUCUGGCUGUGGAGCCUGGAAUGGUGAACGGAGAAACAGAAAAUUCCACUGCUGGGUUAAAAAUUAGUUUUGAAGAAAUGCAAUGCCAGGGAUGCUAUGACUUGGGCACGGUCUAUUUUCAGCAAGGACCCACAAAUUCAUCAUGUUAUGAGAAAGCCAGGGAUCAUUUUUUCAGAACAAAGCAACUGGUUUCAAAGAUUGGUGCUGCAUCAGACCACUGUUCCAUUGACGAGAAGAGAUUGGCUGGGUACUGUGAGGCUUGUGGAGUUCUUGCACCUUCAAAUGUGGUCACUCAGCCGGCUACACCUUACAGUCAGAUCCACAGUUUCAUGAAGACCUCUAGCUACCAGGGUAUAUUAAAGAUCUUUUUGGAAGAUAACUUAAACAACAGCUUACCGGACCAGUUCAGGCAGUCGGUGCUGAGAGAGUUGUUCCAGAAAGCACAACAGGGGAAUGGAGCACUGGCUGAGGUCUGCUUUAAGGUCUGUGCCUGCAACACAGUCUGUGAUAUCGUUCACGGCCGGCCCAUUACUGUUCAGUUUCAUCAGCUAUUCAUGAGACCCAGCAAAGAGAAAAUAGACUUUCUUCUUGAGGUGUGCUCCAGGUCACUGAUGUCCGAGCAAACCUCAGAAGCAAGUAAAAGAAAAAUCGCAACAUUUCUGAAGAACCUGUGUCUGGAGAUAGAAGAUCUACAGCUGGUAUUCAUGAUUUCCUCCCAUGAGCUCUUCAUGAAGAUGCUGACAGACGAAGAGAGCAAGAUGGUGGUGGAACACAUUAGAAAGAAAACCUCACGUGUCAGUCUGUGCACCAAACCUGUCACUUCCUUCUAUGAUCUACCAGCAUCUGCCAGUGUUAAUAUUGGCCAGCUGGAACACCAGCUUAUACUGACAGUGGACCCAUGGAGAAUCCGGCAGAUUCUGAUAGAACUUAACGGCUUGACCUCUGACAGCCAGUACUGGACAGUGUCUAACAAGUGGGAAGUGCCAACCAUAUACACUGGAAGUAUCCUUGGUAUUAAAGAUAAUCUGACCAGGGACCUAGUCUACGUCCUUCUUGCCAAAGGCUUACACUGCAGUGCAAUUAAGGACUACCCUCGUGCCAAGCAGCUGCUGUCAGCUUGCCUGGAACUGGUGACUGAAUUUUCUCCAAAGCUGCGCCAAGUUAUGCUUAAUGAGAUGCUGCUCUUGGACAUUUACACCCAUGAAGCUAGCAUUGGUCAGGAGCGCCCUCCACCAGACUUGAUCAGCAGAGUCCGGGGCUACCUAGAAAUGAGAAUACCCGACAUUCCCCUACGCCAGGUUGUGUCUGAGGAAUGUGUUGCUUUCUUGCUUAACUGGCGUGAAAAUGAAUAUCUAACACUGCAAGUGCCCCCGGCUCUGGUACAGAAUAACCCGUAUGUCAAGCUCGGACAGCUGCUGGCAGCCACAUGCAAGGAACUACCUGGGCCAGAUAGCCGGCGAACAGCCAAAGACCUGUGGGAAGUGGUGGUGCAGAUAUGCAGUGUCUCCAACCAGCAUAAGCGAGCCAAUGACGGCAGAGUAUGUCUGAUAAAGAACCGGGAUUCUACAAUGGGAAUCUUGUAUCGAAAUGAACUGGUGUCUUUUGUUAAGAAAUUACGUGAGCCGCUGGUUUUAACAACGUUGCUGUCUCUGUUUGUCAAGCUUCAUAACCUCCGGGAGGACAUUGUCAAUGAUAUCACUGCUGAGCACAUCACCAUCUGGCCAUCAUGCAUUCCAAACCUUCAAGCUGUGGACUUUGAUGCCGUGGCCGUUACAGUGAGAGAGUUGGUCAGCUACGCACUAACAAUAAAUUCUAACAGCCACUCCUGGCUCACCAUUCAGGCAGAUAUCUAUUUUGCAACAAACGAGUAUUCUGCUGCUCUGAACUACUAUCUGCAGGCAGGGGCGGUGUGCUCUGAUUUCUUUACCAAGCAAGUUCCUCCUGAGGUUUAUACAGAUCAGGUGAUUAAAAGAAUGAUAAAAUGCUGUUCCAUGCUGAAUUGCCACACACAUGUGGCAAUACUGUGUCAGUUUCUCAGGGAAAUAGAUUACAAAACAGCCUUUAAAGCCCUCCAAGAACAGAACAGCCAUGAUGGAAUGGAUUCUUACUAUGAUUAUAUCUGGGAUGUGACCAUACUGGAAUAUCUAACAUAUUUACAUCAUAAAAGAGGAGAAACCGAUAAAAGACAGAUAGCGAUUAAAGCAAUUGGCCAAACAGAACUAAAUUCCAGUAAUCCUGAAGAAGUCUUGCAACUUGCUGCACAAAGGAGGAAAAAGAAGUUUCUGCAAUCAAUGGCAAAACUUUACUUUUAAAAAGUAAUACAGAACAUGUAAAUAUUUUUGUAUCCACUUUAAAGACAAAUUAAAACUUUUUUUUUUU
This is a messenger RNA of Xenopus tropicalis (tropical clawed frog), 3128 nucleotides long. It is a transcript of the gene ints8, whose product is annotated as integrator complex subunit 8. Lineage: Eukaryota; Metazoa; Chordata; Amphibia; Anura; Pipidae. Gene Ontology annotation, cellular component: chromosome; nucleus. Gene Ontology annotation, biological process: snRNA 3'-end processing. The record is from RefSeq and is marked provisional.